Molecule: messenger RNA, 4200 nt
Organism: Apiotrichum porosum
Lineage: Eukaryota; Fungi; Basidiomycota; Tremellomycetes; Trichosporonales; Trichosporonaceae
Gene: CFT1
Product: mRNA cleavage and polyadenylation factor subunit
Exons: 7
Coding region: 1-4200 (1399 amino acids)
Cellular component (GO): mRNA cleavage and polyadenylation specificity factor complex; nucleus
Molecular function (GO): nucleic acid binding; protein binding
Source: RefSeq, a predicted model, not a curated record
AUGCACGGCCUUCACUCCACCCUCCUGCCCCCCUCCGCCGUACACCACUCCCUCUUCCUCCCCCACUUCACCCCAUCGACCAUCUACCCUUUGCCCAAACCACAUGCUGCCCUCGAAGCUCUCGAAGUCAAGGUCGUAGGCAACCUCAUUGUUGCUGGAGGCCAGGACCUGCGCGUGUUUGAAAUUCGCGAAGAGGCUGCCCCAGUCGCCGAUGCCGGUGCAGAGGACGAGCCCGCCGUGGCGGGGAUGGACGAGAUGGGAGACUCGUUCUUCGAUUCAGCGCCAGCAGAUCGUGCGCCGGUUCGCUACGAGACAACCCGCAGGCUCCACCUUCUCACGCGCCACGAACUGCAUGGCACCGUCACCGGUCUGGCAGGCUUGCGUACUAUUGACAGUAGUGUCGACGGUCUCGACAGGCUGCUUGUCUCUCUCAAGGAUGCCAAGAUGGCAAUUCUCGAGUGGUCGCGCGGCGACAUUUCGACCGUAUCGCUGCACACGUAUGAGCGUUCGCAGCAAAUGGUCAAUGGUGAUCUCCAAGGCUACGUUCCACUGUUGAGGAGUGACCCUCUGUCACGAGUGGCAAUUCUCACUCUCCCCGAGGACGCUCUUGCUGUCCUUCCCGUUCUGCAAGAACAAUCCGAGCUGGAUGCCAUGCAGGACAACUUUCCAAAGGACGUCCCUUACUCGCCAUCGUUCGUCCUGUCUCUCGCGGACGUGUCGACCACGAUCAAGAACCUCCAAGACCUCCUCUUCCUCCCGGGCUUCCAUUCGCCCACCCUCGCUCUUCUCUUCUCACCCAUGCAUACGUGGGCAGGUCGCUACCAGUCCAACAAGGACACCUUCCGGCUCGAGAUCCGUACCAUCGACUUGUCGUCUACGGGCACUUACCCGCUCCUCACGUCGGUCACCUCCCUUCCAAGCGAUAGCCUGUACCUCGUUGCCUGCCCGACCGAGGUUGGUGGUGUGGUGGUCGUCACAACAACGGGAAUCAUCCAUGUCGACCAGAGUGGUCGCAUCGUCAGCGCUGCCGUUAACGGUUGGUGGAGCGACGUGACGAGCCUUAGCUCCGACUCGGCAUCCAAAUCGCGCAAGCUCUCGCUCGAGGGUUCGCGCGCCGAGUUUGUUUCGCAGCGCGACAUGCUCCUCGUUCUCCAGAACGGCGACGUCCACCAGGUCCGCUUCGAGAUGGACGGCCGUGCCGUCGGCACCAUCAAGGUGGAUGAGCAGAGCAGCACCGUCCCGCCGCCUUCCACCAUGGUGCUCGCUGGUUCCCAGGGUCUGUUUGUCGGUUCAGCAGAGGGUGACUCGCUACUCGCAAAGGUCGAUAUGGUCCGCGAGGUUGUGGAAGAGGCCGAGGAUGAGGAGCAGAAAAAGGAUGAUAUUGAGGUGGACUGGGAUGAAGACCUCUAUGGCGAGGCAGACGGGCCAGCAGCCAAUGGCACGACCACCAAGAUGGUGGCCACAGGUCCCGCCAACGUGACCAUCUCGCCCCAGGACGUGCUGAGUGGUAUUGGACGCAUCUCCGACAUUGAGUUUGGCAUCGCAGUAACAGACCAAGGCGUGCGGACAUAUCCCCAGCUGGUGGCCAUUGGUGGAGGCAGCAAGGCUUCGACCAUCAAUGUCUUUAGGCGCGGGAUCCCCAUCACCAAGAAGCGCCGCUUCGACCAGCUGUCGGCAUCUGACGCCGCAUGGUUCCUCCCCGUCCAGCGUCCCAGCGCACAAAAGUUCAAGGGCAUCCCGGAAUCUGAGCAGACGACUCUGUGCUUUAGCUCGGACACCACGCAGACCAAAAUCUUUGCACUGUCGAGCAAGACCACUCAGGACCAGAUUGGCCGGAUAGCCGAGCCAACUGUUGCGGUUGGAACCUUCUUCCAGCGCUCCAGCAUUGUGCACGUCUCUGCCACCCAGGUGUUGUUGUUGGAUUCAGACACCCAGCUGCAGCACGUUAUCUGCCCGCCUUCCGACCUCGCCCCCAUUGUCAGUGCGAGCAUUGCCGACCCAUACCUGGUCAUCCGACGAUCCGACGGCUCCAUCACCCUGUUCGUUGGCGACUCGGUCGCACGCACAGUCUCACACGCACCGCUCCCCAUUGACCUCGAUCUGCCGCUCUGCCAGGCUGCCGAGGUGUUCACCGACACCUUGGGUGUGUACCGCACCUUUGAGGCCACUCAGCAGCAACAGCUGGCGGCUGCGCCCAGUUUGCCCAGUGCCACGUCCCGCUCGUCGCAGAGGACACGGACGCAGCUCACUGGCGAGCAGCUCAAGCGUCUCCAAGAGGCCAAGCCUGCCAUUGCUGUCGAAGCGGCCACGACCGAGUCGGCCUUCAACGCUGCGAGGGGAACCCAGUGGCUGGCCCUGCUUGCGUCCAAUGGCGAGCUCCAGAUCCGUUCCCUUCCCGACCUCACCCUUGUGCUGCAAUCUCGCGGCGUGUAUGACUCGGAGCCCAGCUUCACCGACGACCUCGUCGCCGCCGAGGAAAUUGAGGAUGAAGACCCAGUGCAGCAAAUGUGCUUUACGCCCAUCGGCACACGCACACUUCGCCCCCACCUACUCGUUCUCCACGCCUCGGGUCGUAUCAACGUCUUUGAGGCGCAGCCUCGCUUCACUCUUGACGCACGCGACCAGUCCCGUCGCUCGCUGGCGGUGCGGUUCCGCAAGGUCCACACGCAGCUGCUCGCAACGACGGCUGGCAACACGCUCGGCUACACGAUUAUCCCCUUUGCCGACAUUGACGGCAUGACUGGCGCGUUUGUCACUGGCGAGAGGCCACACUGGUACCUUUCCUCCGACGCACACCCUAUUCGCGCCUUUGGGCUCAAGCAGGCCGCUUACGCGUUUGGCAAGACGACACACCACGGCGGCAAGAACGAGUACUUUAUUCGCAUCGAGGACGGCUCGUUUGUCUGCUACCUCCCGCCCACGCUCAACACCGACUUUGCCAUGCCAUGCGACAGGUACAAGAUGGACCGGACGUACACCCACGUCGCGUUUGACCCUCCCUCGGGCCACUACGUUGGCGCUACCGCCAUCUCAGUGCCAUUCCAGGCCUACGAUGAAGAGGGCGAGAUACAGAUGGGUCCCGAGGGCGAGGACCUCGUCCCGCCACUCAACCAGCGUUCCACCCUGGAGCUCUUCUCUGCGGGUUCGGAUGCAUUCCGCGUCGUGGACGGCUACGAGUUUGACCAAAACGAGGCCGUCCUGUGUGUCGAGAGUGUGACGCUGGAAUCGUCGUCGUCGCCCACAGGAUUCCGCGACUUUAUCGCCGUCGGCACGGGCAAGAACUUUGGCGAAGACCGCGCCAGCCACGGAGCCGUGUACGUCUUUGAGAUUGUCGAGUGUGUGGGCAAGGUGGCCGGUAUCUCAGAGUGGGAGCUCCGGUUCUGCACAAAGGAUCCGACGCGUAACCCCGUCAGCGCCAUUGCCAACUUGAACGGAUACAUUGUCCACUCGAACGGACCAAAGGUCCUCGCCAAGGGCAUGGACUUUGACGACCGUCUGAUGGGCCUCGCGUUCCUCGACGUGUCCAUGUACGUCACCAGCAUCCGGACGUUCAAAAACCUCAUUCUCAUCGGCGACUUUGCCAAGAGUCUCAACUUGGCAGCACUCCAGGAGACACCGUACAAGUUUACCACCAUCUCGCGUGACCUCCAGGAUCGCAGCCUCGUGUCGGCCGAUUUCCUCGUCAUGGAGGGCCAAGUCGCGUUUGUCUCCAACGACCGCAGUGGCGACAUGCGCAUGCUCGUGUAUGACCCUUCGGACCCAGACUCGCUCAACGGCGAAAAACUCCUUGUCGAGACCGAGUUCCACACCGGUGCGGCUGUCACUGCGGCCAAGACGAUUGCGCGCCGCAAGACGACCGAAGAGGAGAUUGCGCCCCAGUCACAGAUUGUCUAUUCGACGGCAGACGGCAGCAUCACUACACUGGUGGCGGUCAAGACUGCGCGCUUCAAGCGUCUUUCGCUUGUCCAGGCGCAGCUGAUCCAGUAUGCGCCGCACGUCGGCGGUCUGAACCCGCGCGCAUUCAGGACAGUCCGUAACGACCUCGUGCCCCGUCCACUUGCCCGUGGCGUGCUUGACGGCGGACUCUUGACGCACUUUGCCCUCCAGCCCCACAAGCGCCAGCGCGAGAUGAUGCGCCAGAUUGGAACGGACGCUGUUACUGUCGCGAGUGAUCUGUAUGCCCUGGGCGGAUUCUGGUAG